AACUUCACAGAAUAAGAAGUGUAUCCUUUCCUCUCACUUCUGAAAUCAUCUGGUUCGGCCGUAAAUUUUUUGUUUGCCUGUGUCGCAUUACCUCGUGCUUUUCAUCGACUGUUUUUUAUUCAUUUGAUUUCGGGUGUCUUUUAUGAGUAAUCAAAGAGUUCAGAAGCCGACGCUUACAGGCCAGCGUUUUAAAACUAGGAAAAGAGAUGAAAAGAAGGUGUUUGAUCCUACUCAGUUUCAGGAAAGCAUUGUACAAGGUCUGAACCAAACAGGCAGUGACCUGGACGCUGUUGCAAAAUUCCUUGAUGCCUCUGGUGCCAAACUUGACUACCGUCGCUAUGCUGAGACACUUUUUGACAUCCUGGUGGCUGGCGGAAUGCUGGCCCCGGGGGGUACCUUGUCUGAUGAUUUGACCCGUACCGAGUUCUGCUUGUUUACAGCGCAAGAAGACCUGGAGACCAUGCAAGCAUAUGCUCAGGUUUUCAACAAGCUUAUUAGACGUUACAAGUACCUGGAGAAAGGAUUCGAAGAGGAGAUCAAAAAGUUGCUGCUUUUCCUAAAGGGGUUCACUGAGUCUGAGCGAAACAAGCUAGCCAUGUUGACUGGCAUCCUGUUGGCCAAUGGCAACAUCUCAGCCUCUAUCCUCAACAGCCUUUACAACGAGAACCUUGUCAAAGAAGGUGUCUCUGCAACCUUUGCUGUGAAACUUUUCAAAUCCUGGAUCCAUGAGAAGGACAUAGCUUCUGUAGCCGGAAGUCUCCGGAAAGUGGGCAUGGAUAACAGGCUUCUGGAGCUGUUCCCUGCCAACAAGCGGAGUUGUGAGCACUUUUCCAAGUACUUCACAGAUGCCGGGCUCAAGGAGCUGUCUGACUUUGCCAGGAACCAGCAGGCCAUCGGGUCUCGUAAAGAGCUUCAGAAAGAGCUCCAGGAACAGAUGGAGCGUGGGGAUGCUUUCAGAGAUAUCAUUGCCUCAGCUAAGGAGGAGAUGAAGAAGAACAACAUCUCAGAGCAGACGAUGAUCAGCAUAGUUUGGACUAGCGUUAUGAGCUAUGUGGAAUGGAACAAGAAAGAGGAGCUUGUCACAGAACAGGCCAUUAAACACUUGAAGCAAUACAGCCCCUUGCUAAAGGCAUUCACAUCCCAGGGAGCAUCAGAGAUCUUGCUUCUGGUGAAGAUGCAGGAGUACUGCUACGACAACAUCCACUUCAUGAAUUCCUUCCAGAAGAUUGUGGUGCUGCUCUACAAAGCGGAUGUUCUUAGUGAAGAGGCCAUUUUGAAGUGGUACACGGAGGCACACGUUGCCAAAGGAAAGAGUGUUUUUCUGGAACAGAUGAAAAAGUUUGUUGAGUGGCUCAAGAAUGCAGAAGAAGAAUCUGAGUCUGAGCAGGAAGAGGCUGACUAAAGGACUUCAAGGCAAAUCUGAAGCUGUAUAUGUAUGUACUGUAUGUGUGUAUGUAUAUAUAUUUCAUACAGUAGCACCAUUUGCAGUUGAAUGUCUACCGGAAGUCCUUGUUUUCCCCUCCAGUUCUUUUUCUUAUUCUACCUCCUGACCAUAAUGUUUAGAUGCGAUCUAAGGGCUUUUAAACAGGGUUCAUUUUAGAACUAAAAAAGGGUAAAACUUCUGGAUGUCAUGAAUAGUCUCCCUUUACACUUUUCCUAAUUUAAUGGGAAAGAAAUUUGUAACAUUUAAAAACAUUUACUAAUCCAGCCAUUGGUCACAUGUCUGUGUCUUCUGACAGAAUGUUCUCUUUAAAAUAUAGCAUUGGUUCCAGCAUCAUGCGUAUAUUUUAUUUGCCAGUGGUUGAUACAUAUGUCAAAUCAAAUUAAAUUUGACAGACUUACCAGGAUAUUAAUCUUUGACCUCCAUAAAAGCUAUUUUGCUGUGACGUCCUGAUAAUCUGAUUUGAGAUAUAAUCCUGAACUUGUGCUCUUUUCACACUGAAUGGAGUUAUAGCUACUAGUCUGUUGCUAGUGCUGUUGUAAGCAACCCAUUAAAAUUAAUGUUAAUCACUCUU
Esox lucius (northern pike) is the source of this 2015-nucleotide messenger RNA. Its product is annotated as basic leucine zipper and W2 domain-containing protein 1-A-like. Bases 143 to 1402 code for a protein of 419 amino acids. NCBI's taxonomy places the organism in Eukaryota, Metazoa, Chordata, Actinopteri, Esociformes, Esocidae. Gene Ontology annotation, cellular component: cytoplasm; membrane. The record is from RefSeq and is a predicted model, not a curated record. The transcript has 12 exons. Gene Ontology annotation, molecular function: protein binding.